CUAACAAACCCAAUGUCUGGGCGCUCUUGUCGAGUAUCUCAGACUAUGUCAUGUUAUUUGAAGAUGAUUUAGUGGAACCAGUUGGAUGAUUGUAUGGACUGUAGGCUACAAUGCUGUUUUCUCAACGAAAAAAAAUGAAAGUGACGCUGCUGCAUCUCUUCGUAUUCUGCUCAGCCCAGCAUUCAGCCCAACCUGAGACUCGGCAGGUGAAUGGCCUCGUGGGAACGGUUUUCUAUUUUCCAGAAAGGGUGUUGAACUCUGGCAGUUUACUUUAUGGACACCUUGGCAAUAUUGCACAGGUGUACCCUGGUAAACAAAGUAAUACCAACCUUGAGGAGAGAUUUAAAAACCGCCUUCACUGGAACAAUGUUACUGGAUUCUUCACUUUGUCAGACCUACAAAUAGAUGAUUCUGGGGUUUAUACUAUGGAGAAUACAGAUAAACGGAAGACGACACAUAUAUUUCAGCUGACUGUGCACUAUGUUCUGUCCAAACCUCAGGUGACGGUCCAUAAUAACAUCUUCUGUAGUGUUGUGUGUUCUGUGGAGAACGGGAGAGAUGUGACCCUGUCCUGGUACAAAGGAGGGGAGAUACUCAACCAGACCAGCAGCCCUGACCACAACAUCACCCUCUCUCUACCCCUCAAGGUGGAUGAACAGAACAGAGACUCUUACAGAUGUGAGGCUGCCAACCCAGUCAGCAAGGAGACAGCUGUUGUUCCACAUUCCUGUAUAGAGAGUGAUCCCUCUAAGGUGACAGAUGGUGAUGAGAGGACUCGAGAUUGUCUUAUUAUUGCUGUAAUCUUUGUUCUGGUUGCCUCAGGACUUGUUGGACUUGCAAUAUAUCUGAAGAAGAGGAGAAACGGACACUCACAUGCAGAUUCACCUGAAAGAGAGCAAGAUGACGUUCAGUAUGCAGAGAUAACUCACAUUAUACCAGCAGAAAACCAGGAGGAGCAAACAGGUAUACAAGGACUGGAGUCACUUAGAGACAACCCUAACGUGACAGUUUAUGAUACACUCCAGUUACAUCACAUGGCUGCCAGCGAGGAUGUUAACACUGCAUGAAGUUACUGAGAGGGUGACAUGAUAAUUCACAUCCCAGAGAAGGCGUUACAUCCUAAAGAGGACGUUAAAAGACAAAAUUAUAGUCAAUAUUCAUUUUAGAAAACUUCAUGGAGACACAGUUGUUCCUGGAGACAAUUCCCAUUUAACCAAUGCGCUGUUGUCAUUUCAGUCAUUUCAGAUUUUCUUUGUUGGUCAUUCUCACUGUCUUUUGUUGAAUUGAGCCUUGAUGAGAUUAAAUUCAAUAGCUAUGCCUAGGGUUAUUAGUAGGGUGAUCCCUCUUUUCAAGUGCCCACUCUUUUAAUACAUUUCACUAGUGUGUUUUCUAUGCUUUGCUGGUCAGAAGCUUCUUUUCAGUUCUGUCUGUUCUGUUGUUUAAAUGUGGGUGCCUCCCCUGUAUCGUUUUAUAGCUGGUCAUUGUUUAGCUUGCCAGUGGAUAGCAGCUUGUGUACAUAAAAAGCAGAUGUUUGGUGAGAUAAAGCCACCUACUCCUCAGCAUAAUGGGUAUUAGACUACGUUGGAAACCACCAUAUAGAUUCUGUUGAAACACUUCUGAGUGGUAGAUCUUGAUUUGCCUUUUGACUCAGAAAGUGUUCUUGGUUGACAUUUUACUCUCACAAAAUGCAAUCGUGAUUAAGUGUUGUUCAGAUCUUGCUUUGACAACAACUGUGUUCACACAGUUUGAAUGUACCAGAGUCACAGUUUAGUUUAUUAUGAUGGACCACUUAUUGCUUGUCCUUAUCUACACAGUAUUUAGCUCAAAGGGUUAAACAUUAAUCAGCAAUAAGGUUCCAACCGGAGAAUUUCAUUGUCUGAAGAAAAGCAUAGGAACGCAAGAACACUCUCUCGUGACAGAGCGUAGGCUUUCUGCCAGACCACCCACUCAAAGAGCUAUUAUGAGCCCCACCUUUAUAAUAGAAUCAUACAACCAGAAUCUAAAGACGGUGACAUCUUGUGGAAGCCCUAGGAAGUGCAUUCUCAUCCAUAUCUAAGGUGGACAUCCAAUGGCACUGUUUUCUAAAUUGAGUUCUCACUUCCUGUUUGGAUUUCGUCUCAGGUUUUUGUCUGCCAUAUGGGUUCUGUUAUACUCACAGACAUAAUUCAAACAGUUUUAGAAACUUCAGAGUGUUUUCUAUCCACCAGUAAUAAUAAUAUGCAUAUAUUCCCAAUUUGGAAAGAGUAGGAGGCCGUUUACUCUGGCCAUGCCUUACAUCCAAAAGUGAAAAUGCUGCCCCUAGCCUCAACAGGAUCUUAAGAAUACAAUCACUAGAGAUCCUGGUUGGAGUCCAGGCUCUGUCACAGCCGGCCGUGAACAGGAGACCCAUGGUGCACAAUUGGCCCAGUGUUGUCCGGGUUAGGGGAGGGUUUGGCCGCCAGGGAUGUUCUUGACCCAUUGCGCUCCAGCGACUCCUGUGGAGGGGCGGGCGCAAUGUACGCUGACACGGUCGCCAGACGUACAGUGUUUCCUCUUACACAUUGGUGCGGCUGGCUUCCGGGUUAAGCGGGCAUUGUGUCAAGAAGCAAUGUGACUUGGCUGGGUUGUGUUUCGGAGGACACACGUCCCUUGACAUUACAUUACAUUUAAGUCAUUUAGCAGACGCUCUUAUCCAGAGCGACUUACAAAUUGGUGCAUACACCUUAUGACAUCCAGUGGAACAGCCACUUACAAUAGUGCAUCUAAAUCUUUUUAGGGGGGGGUGAGAAGGAUUACUUACCCUAUCCUAGGUAUUCCUUGAAGAGAUGGGGUUUCAGGUGUCUCCGGAAGGUGGUGAUUGACUCCGCUGUCCUGGCGUCGUGAGGGAGUUUGUUCCACCAUUGGGGGGCCAGAGCAGCGAACAGUUUUGACUGGGCUGAGCGGGAACUGUACUUGACCUUUGUCUCUCCCAAGUCCGUACGGGAGUUGCAGUGAUGGGACAAAACUGUAACUAACAAUUGGAUACCGCAAAAAUAGGGGGUACAUUUUCUUUACAAAUAAAAUAGAAUACAAUCACUGACUCCUGCACACUCCUGCAGACAUUCCUUCUAUUGGAGCAUUUGGUGCUCCACCUACAUUAGCCCACAUACUGUAUAUAACUGUGAAAAAAUGUCAAAUCUACUGAUACCAUCGUGAGUUUUUGCACUGGAGGUCAUUUCAUUUUUAGACAUUUCUAUUUCAGAGUAGUUAUUGAGACUGAAUAUUAAGAUAAUAUUAUUUACAUUUCACUAUUCUAAAAUACGCUUAUGACUUAUUCAAACUGAUAAAGAUUUGUUUACUGAGCUUCUUUUUUUUUAGCUUCAAUAUAUUACGUCAGACUUACCUAUACAUUCCAUUUAAAAGUAUACAAUCUUUGAUAUUUCCUGACGUUAUAUAGUCGUCAAUCCCCCAUACAUGCUUGAAAAAUAUACUUACCUCAUCACAACCCACGAUAUGAUGUAAGUUUACUCCAUUGUUUAUAUUUGUGUCGUCAUUUGAAUUUUUGUAAACAAAGAUUGUACUGCUACAACAUACCUGUGGAAAAAAAUGUCAGUCCUUGCAACCACAGCUACGUUCAAGAGUUUGAGAUUGGGAACGACUGUGGUUUUAAUGUUUGACCUAGAUAGUUUGUGUGUAUGUAUUGAUAUGUAGGUGCAGUGUGCCUUUUUUAUUGAUGUAGUUCUGUCCUUAAGCUGUUCUUGUCUAUUAAUAUUCUGUACUAUGUCAUAUUUUGUGUGGACCCUAGGAAGAGAAGCUGCUGCUUUUGAAACAGCUAAUUGGGAUCCUAAUAAAAAUACCAAAUACCAAAUGUAGCCUACUUCUAGGGUCUAGGGGAGACCACUGCAAUUGUUUGGUGGUUUUCAAGUGUGUUUCUGUAUUUAUUGAGUUUAAGUGUAUUUGGGAUGUUUUGUCCUAUUACUUUUAAUGCCAGGCAGCUGUACAUUUAAUUUGACAGUUAUGACUAAUCCUAUUACAUUUCAAGCAUUGCUAUCAAGGAAACAAUGUUUUUUUCUUUUAAUGUAUUUUCCUCAUCUGGUGGUUGAAUGUUUUUAUCAUUCAGCAUACUGUACUUUACAUACUAUGUUAUUUUGUUCUCUGAGCCAGUGUACUGUAUAUUGUAAGUGUAACUUAAAUAAUGUGUCAGCAAAAUCUUCUCAAACCUUUCUAUGCUUUUACAUGUGGACUGUGCUCAUGCAUUAUUGUGCCAAAUUAUAUUUUCAAUAAAAAAAAUGUCUUGUAAAUUAUGA
Molecule: messenger RNA, 4265 nt
Organism: Oncorhynchus keta (chum salmon)
Lineage: Eukaryota; Metazoa; Chordata; Actinopteri; Salmoniformes; Salmonidae
Product: hepatocyte cell adhesion molecule-like
Exons: 6
Coding region: 111-1067 (318 amino acids)
Source: RefSeq, a predicted model, not a curated record